Salarias fasciatus (jewelled blenny) is the source of this 1706-nucleotide messenger RNA. RefSeq names its product RIO kinase 2 (yeast) (gene riok2). The transcript is spliced from 10 exons. Gene Ontology annotation, biological process: protein phosphorylation; maturation of SSU-rRNA. Gene Ontology annotation, cellular component: nucleus; preribosome, small subunit precursor; cytosol. Lineage: Eukaryota; Metazoa; Chordata; Actinopteri; Blenniiformes; Blenniidae. The record is from RefSeq and is a predicted model, not a curated record. Bases 93 to 1667 code for a protein of 524 amino acids. Gene Ontology annotation, molecular function: ATP binding; protein serine/threonine kinase activity.
UUCCGCCUUGCACAUGUGUUUACUAAAGUGCUAUCUCGAAGUCUCAGCUAAAACAGUUUUUACAGCUUCGCUGUUUGUUAAGUUGUGGUGAUAUGGGGAAGCUGAACGUCGUAGUGUUGAGAUAUUUAUCUCGAGAUGAUUUUCGAGUUCUCACAGCGGUUGAGAUGGGGAUGAAGAACCACGAGAUUGUUCCUGUCAGUCUCUUGUCAUCCAUUGCAAGCCUCAAACAUGGCGGCUGCAACAAGAUCCUCAGAGAGCUUGUGAAACACAAACUUGUAGUCUAUGAGCGCUCGAAGACUGUGCAGGGCUACAGACUGAACUACGGCGGAUAUGACUACUUGGCGCUGAAGACGUUGUGCUCCAGGGAAGUGAUAUUGUCAGUCGGCAAUCAAAUGGGUGUUGGCAAAGAAUCAGAUAUUUACAUUGUGGCAAGUCCAAAUGGAGAGCAGUACGCUCUGAAGCUGCACCGACUUGGCCGUACCUCCUUCAGGAACCUAAAAAACAAGAGAGAUUAUCACAAACACAGAAGGAACAUGUCCUGGCUCUACCUCUCCCGCCUCUCUGCCAUGAAAGAGUUUGCCUACAUGAAGGCCCUGUAUGAUCGAGGCUUUCCUGUUCCCAAACCUGUGGACUACAACAGACACGCUGUAGUGAUGGAGCUCAUCAAUGGAUAUCCACUGUGUCAGGUGCAUGAGCUGCAGGAUCCAUCAGCCCUGUACAGUGAGUUCAUGGAGCUUAUCGUCAAACUGGCGAAUAAUGGCCUGAUUCAUGGAGACUUCAAUGAGUUCAACCUGAUGCUGGAUGACCAGGACCACAUCACCAUGAUUGACUUCCCUCAAAUGGUUUCCACGUCACACCCCAAUGCUGAAUGGUACUUUGAUCGAGAUGUCAAAUGUAUCCGAGAUUUCUUUGCAAAGAGAUUUAACUAUGAGAGCGAGCUCUUCCCUACCUUUAAAGACAUCAGGAGGUCUUAUUCUCUGGACGUUGAAGUCUCAGCCAGUGGUUUCACCAAAGACCUGGAGAGAGAUGGUGCUUUGCUGGACCCUGCUGGACCUGAAGAUGAUGAUGAUGACGAGGAAGAAGAAGAAGAAGAAGAAGAAGAAGAAGAAGAAGAAGAAGAAGAAGAGAGUGUUGAAGAGCGAGCACACCAUGAAGAGGAGAGCUUGGACAUGGAGGAAUAUGAUUCUGCGAUACGAGAGCUGGAAGGAUUGAAAGUCACACAUGCAGAAUCUCACAAGCAGGAAGCAGAAGAGGAUGAGAAACAGAAAGAAGAGACCGAGACGUCUGCAACACGAGGCGAUGAAGAAACAGAAAAGCUUUUAGAGGAAGAGGUGAAAGAAGCAGAGGAUGAUUGUCCAGAGCUGACAGACCUUUCUGCCUCCAACAAGGAGUUCAAACCUUUCAGGGACUCGGACAGUCUCCUACAGAUUGCAGAACACAGGAGGAGGAGGACCGACAGUGAAGCCACAGUGGGAAGUGUCGGGAGCUGCUCCACAAUCCCUCCAGACGUGGUCCGUCAGAAGGUGCGGAGGCAACUCGGCAAGCAGCAGAAGGCGGCGCAGAGGAGACGUCUGCAGAAGGGAGAGGCCAACCUGGUGACCAAAUCCAGACGGGAGAACCAAAUCACCAUCAAGUCCAGCAUGGAGAGCGCCGACUUCUGGGGAUAAAAAAAAAAAAACUAAUGACUGUAGUGGCAGACAGAUGGA